Nakaseomyces glabratus is the source of this 666-nucleotide messenger RNA. It is a transcript of the gene YNG1, whose product is annotated as Yng1p. Gene Ontology annotation, biological process: regulation of DNA-templated transcription. Gene Ontology annotation, cellular component: histone acetyltransferase complex; nucleus. Gene Ontology annotation, molecular function: histone acetyltransferase activity. The record is from RefSeq and is a predicted model, not a curated record. Lineage: Eukaryota; Fungi; Ascomycota; Saccharomycetes; Saccharomycetales; Saccharomycetaceae.
AUGGAGUCCAGGAUAGUGAGUAGUGCUGAGCAGGCCACCGAUAUACGGUACAGUUUCCUGAACACAUUGGAUCAUUUCUCGUGUGAGUAUGUGCGGACGUUGUGGUUGAUACAGUACUUGGACAACAAGUGUUUAGAUGGUGCUAGGGACGAGGAGGCGCUUGAGUUGCAGAUAUGUGGUAAGGCCGAGUACUUGAACAAGCUGGUCGAAGAAAGGGUCAGUUUUUUGCAGCAGUACAAGCAGGACUUGGAGAUGCAAAAAGGUAUAAACAAGCGGUAUUCGCAACUGCUGAGUCGGAAAAAGGGUACUUCCACAGUGGUACGGCAGAGCAGUAAGACCACUACUAAGAAGCAAAAUGGCAAAAAAUUGCUGUUAAAGAUCAACUUGAAGAAAGCUUAUAGGCGAGAUAUGGAACUAGAAAAGAAGCGGAAGGAUUACUUGCAAAAAUCAAGUAAUGAGAGCAAGAAAAGAGAGGUCAAGGAUGCAAAUGGCGAUGAAGAAAGGUACUGUUUUUGUAAUGAUGUCUCAUAUGGGGCCAUGAUUGCUUGCGAUAACUCCAAGUGUGAACGUGAAUGGUUCCAUUACCCCUGUAUAGGUAUGACCAAACCCCCUUCUGGGAAGUGGUAUUGUAGCGAGAAAUGUAGACUCCAGGGAGGCAAGAAAUGA